AAACCGAACGUACUUUUAUUUACACAAUUUUCCCUGAAAAAUUCUUGUGAAAAUUGUACCUUCUAAAAAAAUCUGAAAAUGUCUUCAGGCGUAACAAAGAUGCAAAUUCUUUCGAUGUAUAAAUUACUUAUGAGAGAAUCACAGAAGUUUCCCAAUUACAACUUCAGGUCCUACGCUCUUAGGAAAGUUCAAGAUGCAUUUAGGGCUAACAAAACUCUAUCAGACCCCAAACUUGUUAAGAAGGAGUUUGAUUAUGCAAAGGAAAACUUGGGCAUCAUUAGACGUCAGGUCGUGAUCGGAGAUAUGUACAGCACAGAGAAGCUAGUGAUCGAAAAUAUUAACCAGUAAAUGUAAGUUUCAUCGUUAUCCG
Molecule: messenger RNA, 370 nt
Organism: Ostrinia nubilalis (European corn borer)
Lineage: Eukaryota; Metazoa; Arthropoda; Insecta; Lepidoptera; Crambidae
Gene: bcn92
Product: LYR motif-containing protein 4B
Exons: 3
Coding region: 79-348 (89 amino acids)
Biological process (GO): iron-sulfur cluster assembly
Cellular component (GO): mitochondrion; L-cysteine desulfurase complex
Source: RefSeq, a predicted model, not a curated record